AUGGAGUGGCCAACCAUAUUUGUUUUUGCACCACCAGCUUCUAUGUUCAUCACAGUCAUGUCAGUGAUCAGCUUCACGGGGUCAGCUAAUGCCGGGUUCUCUGAGUUGAGAGGAAAGAACAUGCAGUAUUCCAAGUUCUGGAAGAAUAGCAAACAAUCCGAUUCUCAAAACUCAAAGCAAAUUUACAUAUCUGGUAGAAGAGGCAUGCAAAUAGCGUAUGCUCCCGCAUUUCUUGCAGGGCUCACAUCGUUGGUGUUCUUUCCCCAUAACGAUGAUAUCAGAUAUCUUUUGGUCUCUUUAACACUCACUAUUCAUUUCCUCAAAAGACUUUUGGAGGUUCAAUUUGUUCACAAGUACAGUGGAGGGAUGAUGCUUGGUUCUGUGAUUAUUAUCUCUGCCAGUUACUUCAUGUCUAUUCUCACUGCGAUUUACGCUCAGUACCUUACUACAACCCAAGGGCUCCCUGAGCCAACAAUUGAUUUAAAGUACACCGGGAUCCUAUUGUUUCUACUUGGUAUAUCUGGCAAUUUCUACCAUCACUACCUUCUUUCCCAACUGAGAUCUUCGUCCUCUUCUUCUCCGUCAACCUCAAAACGCGAUGAUGUUAAGGAUUAUAAGAUUCCAAGGGGUGGAUUGUUUGAGCUAGUGGUAUGCCCUCACUAUCUCUUUGAAAUCAUUGGAUUUGUAGGUUUCUCUUUUAUUUCUCAGACCUUGUGUGCAUUCACCAUGGCCGUCGGAAUUGCGAUAUAUUUGACUGGUAGGAGCUAUGCUACUAGGAGAUGGUAUCUUUCUAAGUUUAAGAAUUUUCCCCAACAUGUCAAGGCUCUCAUUCCAUACAUGUAUUAG
Molecule: messenger RNA, 846 nt
Organism: Fragaria vesca subsp. vesca
Lineage: Eukaryota; Viridiplantae; Streptophyta; Magnoliopsida; Rosales; Rosaceae
Product: very-long-chain enoyl-CoA reductase-like
Exons: 2
Coding region: 1-846 (281 amino acids)
Source: RefSeq, a predicted model, not a curated record